GAAACUUAGGAUCCCUAAUUAGGGAAGUGAAGUGAGAAAUUAUUACGUAGUAGAAGUUGAGAGUUGGAGCUCCUUGGCUGAUUCAUGAUACGUUGUGCAAAAGAGAGAGCAACGACUCCUCCCCCAAUGUAUAAUUUCUUCUUCCCCAUCAAUCCUAUGCCCCACUCUCUCUCCCUCUUUCAGGUACCUAGUCAAGAGUCACAGUCACAUCAACCUCCCUCAAUGCUUUAAACCCUUUCAAGACUUGAAUCUUAGUCCAAAGAUUGCACUUCUCUCUCUGUUACUUCUCUCCAAAUGUUGUCAUCCACAGCUGGUGAAGCCACUGCUCAAACUAAAACUCUUAAUAGAGUUUCUUCUUCCUCCUCCACGUCUUCCUCUCCCUCGCCAUUUUCGCCUUCCGACAUUCACCACAAGGGUAAAACUAUGGAAGAGGUCUGGAAAGACAUCAAUCUCGCUUCUCUUCAUGAUCACCCUUCUGGUGACCAAGACCUCUCUUUCACUCCCAGACUCCAUAAUCCUCAUCAUAACCCUAACUUUAUUCUUCAAGACUUCUUUGCCAGACCAUUUAGCAAGGAUACUCCGACAAGAAUAGUCUCUGCUCAUGUUGAGUCUGGUCUAUGUGGUUCUUCAGUGCCACCUCCUGCUACUAUUCUUAGCUUAAACUCAGGUCCCGUGUUCGAUUUUCUCGAUAACUCUGAUCCACUUAGGCCUGCCUCGCAUUUGCCUAGCCGUCCUGUUUCAAACUUUUCCUCCUUUAAUAGUUCUUUAGAGGCUUUGGAUUCAUCUUCGGGCAUGCCUUCUUUUGGCAAGAAAAGGGUUCAAGAAUCUGAUAACAGUUCCGGUGAUCGCCGGCAUAAACGUAUGAUCAAGAACCGAGAAUCAGCAGCUCGAUCGAGAGCUAGAAAACAGGCUUAUACUACUGAGUUAGAGCUCGAAGUACGACAUCUAAUGGAAGAAAAUGCAAGGCUCAAGAGACAGCAAGGCGAGUUAUACUUGGCUGCAGCCGCUCAACUUCCCAAAAAGCACACACUCCAUCGAACGUCAACGGCUCCAUUUUGAGCAGUGCUACUGCUUUGAUUUUACCCAAUUUGUCUCUCUCGGCUUAGCACAGUUUCCUUCCUUUUGGGGUGAGAGAGAGAGAUAUGGAUGUUUUUGUGAUGAAGGGGAUGGAUGCAAGUGUAGCAAAAAAAAUUCCUGUUUUAAAGAGAGAAGAUGGCUGUGUAGGAAAAAGGAAAUCGUUUCUUUGCAUCAUCCUUAACAGGCAGGAACAUUUUUGGUUGGUUUUUGGUCCCCCUUUUGCAUCUUUCUUUUAUUGUCAUGCCAACCGGCAACUUAUAAGAUAGAAAGGAAAAUAGGGUUUUUUAUUGGGGGGAGGGUAAAAAUUUGGAAGAAAAAUUGAAAAGAGAAGGAUUCCAACUCCACGAAGAUGCAGAGUAAAGUAAAGAUGGCACAUUUUGUUGCUUGUAAACUGACCAUCACUUUCAAUGAAGGACUUCCUUAUCUCUUCUU
Messenger RNA from Manihot esculenta (cassava), 1509 nucleotides. Its product is annotated as protein FD. Lineage: Eukaryota; Viridiplantae; Streptophyta; Magnoliopsida; Malpighiales; Euphorbiaceae. Gene Ontology annotation, biological process: positive regulation of DNA-templated transcription. The transcript is spliced from 3 exons. Gene Ontology annotation, molecular function: DNA-binding transcription factor activity. Gene Ontology annotation, cellular component: nucleus. The record is from RefSeq and is a predicted model, not a curated record. The coding region runs from base 295 to 1059 and encodes 254 amino acids.